CAAGACAAUAAAAUGAAGUGAAGAGUGAAAAUAUAAAAAAUAACGGAAAAGAGGAAAAGAAAAACAGAUAAUUUGACCGAAGGUAUAUAUAAAAUGCGUGUGGAAGUUCUAUGACAAACCCAUGCGAACGAGAGAACUUGAAGAGAGAGAGAGAAUGAACCACGAAAAUGGCGGAACGAUUCUUCAUCUGUCUGAAUUCCUUGGCGUUUUUUAACUGACGAGCGAUUCUGCAUCGAUUCAAUCCGUUUUUUCGUUUUUUUCGCUUGUUCAUGUUAGUUUUAUUUAAUUACGGUAAGUUAAUUUUUUGUUCGAGGCACAAAUUUUUAUAAAGCACUUUGAUUCGCGAGCCUUUAUUGCAUAUCGAGCUUUAUCUUUGUGAAAAUUCGGUCUACGACACGAAAAACUUUGAAAUCUUUAUACUAUGUAUUGGCGUAAAGCUUUUGGAUCUCGAAAAGCCGCGUUAUGAUCGGAUGAGUUCAAAUUCUGUAAUGUAUAUUGUUUUGGAAAUGUAUCCGGGACUAUGAUCGAUACAUGAGUUCAUUCGAAGAGAUCCUCGUCAAUAAUUAUGCUGAAGUUUUGAUCUGGAACAAUCGUGCCUAUCUACCAUAUUUCUUUUGAUAUAUCUGUUGAUCAGGGGGAAUUCUUAACAUUUAUGUGUUUCUGAGACAUUGAUUCGUGGUUGGUGAUGGUUCCCUUGGAGUGAGGGAAAUUGAUGGAUUCAGCAAGGAGUUGGCUACAUAAAUUUCAACCAAGAGACCGAUUGAGGUCAAAUACCAGGAGGAGGGAUUCAAUGGGUGGUGGUGAAGAUGAAAUUUCUGGUGAAGAGGCAUCAAAUAUCACAAAGCAAAAGGUUGCUGCAGCCAAGAAGUACAUUGAGAACCAUUACAAGGAGCAAAUGAAGAAUUUGCAAGAGAGGAAAGAAAGGCGAAUUUUACUCGAGAAAAAACUGGCUGAUGCUGAUGUUUCAGAGGAAGAUCAAAACAACUUGCUUAAAUUUCUAGAGAAGAAGGAAACUGAAUACAUGCGGCUUAAAAGACACAAAAUGGGAGCUGAUGAUUUUGAGCUACUCACCAUGAUCGGAAAGGGUGCUUUCGGUGAGGUCAGAGUCUGCAGAGAGAAGACAACAGGCAGUGUAUUUGCCAUGAAAAAGCUCAAGAAAUCAGAAAUGCUUCGUAGAGGCCAAGUUGAACAUGUGAGAGCUGAAAGGAAUCUGCUUGCAGAGGUGGAUAGCAAUUGUAUAGUCAAACUAUAUUGCUCUUUCCAAGAUGAUGAAUAUUUAUAUCUAAUCAUGGAAUAUCUUCCUGGUGGAGACAUGAUGACUUUACUUAUGAGAAAGGAUACCUUAACCGAAGAUGAAGCCAGAUUUUAUGUUGCAGAAACAGUUUUAGCUAUUGAAUCCAUCCACAAACAUAAUUAUGUACAUAGAGACAUCAAACCGGAUAAUUUGCUGCUUGAUAGAUAUGGGCAUUUGAGAUUAUCAGAUUUUGGAUUGUGUAAACCUCUAGACUGUAGUACACUUGAAGACACAGAUUUUUCAAAUGUGGAUAAUGGUGUUGGAACUUCAACGGGUGAUGAUCGUUCUGGAGCUCCAAGACGCACACAACAAGAACAACUUCAACAUUGGCAGAAAAACAGGAGAACACUUGCUUAUUCUACUGUUGGAACGCCUGAUUAUAUAGCUCCAGAGGUUUUACUGAAAAAGGGUUAUGCACUUGAAUGUGAUUGGUGGUCACUUGGGGCGAUUAUGUUUGAAAUGCUUGUGGGGUAUCCACCUUUCUACUCUGAUGAUCCAAUGUCAACUUGCAGGAAGAUAGUAAACUGGAAAAUGCAUUUGAAGUUUCCGGAAGAAGCGAGGCUUUCAUUAGAGGCAAAAGAUCUGAUUAGCAAACUGCUUUGUAAUGUGAACCAGAGGCUUGGUUCAAAAGGUGCAGAUGAAAUAAAGGCUCAUCCUUGGUUUAGAGGUAUUGAUUGGGAUAGAAUUUAUCAAAUGGAAGCUGCAUUUAUUCCAGAAGUCAAUGAUGAGUUGGAUACCCAAAAUUUUGAAAAAUUCGAAGAGUCUGAACACCAAAACAAUAGUUCAUCAAGAUCUGGACCAUGGAGAAGGAUGCUUUCAUCCAAAGAUAUCAACUUUGUUGGUUACACAUACAAGAAUUUUGAGAUUGUUAAUGACUAUCAAGUCCCUGGAAUGGCUGAAUUAAAAAAGAAAAGCAACAAACCAAAGAGACCAACAAUCAAGUCACUAUUCGAGGAAGGGCCAGAAACAGACACAGAGACAACAUCUGAUGCUGCCAACAAAUCUUUUUCAAAUCGGUUGCCUCCAAAAGUAGAAGUUUCUGAAAAGCAAAAAUAGAAGACAACUAAUAAUCUUAUUCUGGUUUUUUUUUUUUUUUUAAUUCACUAUAAGUUGCUGUCAUAAUAUUUACUAAAUUACUUUCACUGUUUUUAUACAAAAAGAUACAUUUAUCAGUUAACUACGG
This is a messenger RNA of Lactuca saligna, 2477 nucleotides long. The record is from the annotation of a GenBank genome assembly. NCBI's taxonomy places the organism in Eukaryota, Viridiplantae, Streptophyta, Magnoliopsida, Asterales, Asteraceae.